CAUAUUCAUUCCCCUCCUGCUCCCUCCCCUAGAUCGUUUCAUCAAUUGUUGCUACUUGCUAGUUGUAGGCUAUAGCGAGGUGGAGCAUUUCACUCCAACUACAGUAGUGUCUUCUUUAUCUAUCCUACUGUGAUCGCUGUGUGUGUGUGUGUGUGUGUGAGAUUCACCCAUCGACCAUGAGCAUCUCCGUGAACGGGCAGUCGGUGGUGCCGCCGGGGUUCCGGUUCCACCCCACGGAGGAGGAGCUGCUCACCUACUACCUCGCCAAGAAGGUGGCCUCGCAGCGCAUCGACCUCGACGUCAUCCCCGACGUCGACCUCAACAAGCUCGAGCCAUGGGACAUCCAAGAGCGCUGCCGGAUCGGAACUGGCCCGCAGAACGACUGGUACCUGUUCAGCCACAAGGACAAGAAGUACCCCACGGGGACGCGCACCAACCGCGCCACCACCGCCGGGUUCUGGAAGGCCACCGGCCGGGACAAGGCCAUCUACUCCGCCGCCGGCUCCGGACGCAUCGGCAUGCGCAAGACGCUCGUCUACUACAAGGGCCGUGCCCCACACGGCCACAAGUCGGACUGGAUCAUGCAUGAGUACCGCCUUGACGACGCCGUCGCCCCUCCGACCAACCCCGUCUUUGCUGCCGGCGACGCAAGUUCCUACUACUCCGGCAUCUCAUCCCCGGUUCACGACAUGGCCGGGGGCCAGUCGUCGUCGACACAGGAGGACGGGUGGGUCAUCUGUAGGGUGUUCAAGAAGAAGAACAUCGUCGUGCAACACCAAGCUGGCCAGAGCGGCGGCGGUCGUGGCGCAGCGUCCAACAAGCUGGUCGGCGCCGGUGCCAUGGAGCAUAGCCAGAGCAACUGCUCGUCGACCGUGACCCCCGCCAGCGCCAACGCCAAGGCGCAGAUGCAGCAGCACCUGCCGCACAGCGACGACGCGCUUGACCACAUCCUCAACUAUAUGGGCCGCUCAUCCACGGCAUCGUGCAGGCAGGAGACCAAGCCCCCCAACCCGUCAUCGUCAGCGCUGGACCACCUGAUCAACAGCGCGUGCCGCAACGGCACCAGCACCCUGUACGACAAGUUCAUGAAGCUCCCGCCGCUCCAGCACGUCGUCCCCGGCGGGCUCCUGCCGCCGCCGAACGAGUACGGCCGCGACUGGGACGCUCUUGACCGGCUCGCCGCCUACGAGCUCAACGGCCUCUCUAACCCCGCGUUGGCCGAGACAACGACAGACAUGUCCUACAUCGCCGACGAGCUCGGUGGUGUCACAUCCUACUCCGCCGGUGGCACGCUACACACUCCCUCCGUCACCGUGGCCGGCGACGGCGACCUGUGGAGCCUGGCGCGGCCAGUGUCAUCGCUACACGCAGACUUGACGAUGACCUGGUUUAAGGCUGUCGGAUGCUGACACUGUCCUAGCCCAAAAUUGCCUUUUUUGUUUAUAAGGAAAUUUUCAUAUAUCAAGCUAA
This is a messenger RNA of Triticum dicoccoides, 1470 nucleotides long. RefSeq names its product NAC domain-containing protein 66-like. The record is from RefSeq and is a predicted model, not a curated record. Gene Ontology annotation, molecular function: DNA binding. The transcript is spliced from 3 exons. Lineage: Eukaryota; Viridiplantae; Streptophyta; Magnoliopsida; Poales; Poaceae. Bases 177 to 1409 code for a protein of 410 amino acids. Gene Ontology annotation, biological process: regulation of DNA-templated transcription.